UUCCCUCUCUAGUACAGAACUGAAAGGAGACCAGGCAGAGGAACAGGGGAACAGAGGAACAGAGGAACAGAGGAACACAGGAACACAGGAACACAGUAAUAGUAGAGCUGGGAAAGAAAGAAAGAGACUGAAAGAGUACGGCAUAGAAAGGACAGGGAGAGAGAGAGAAAGGGGGUUAUAGAAGGGGACAGGUGUGAAGAGAUAGAGCGACAGAGAGACAGACAGACUCAGAGAGACAGAGAUAGAGAGACAGAGAGACAGACAGACUCAGAGAGACAGAGAUAGAGAGAGAAAGUGCUCGAUAGUGAUCUGUGCAGCUUCUACUCUACUACUACUACUCUACCACCAGCAGGACCAUGGAGACAGGCAGCCCCAGGAAGAUCCAGUUCACCAUGCCUCUUCUUGACUCACACCUGGACCCGGAGGCUGCUGAACAGAUCAGAAGACGUCGGCCCACCCCUGCUACUCUGGUAGCUUCCAGUGACCAGUCUUCUCCAGAAAUAGACGAAGACCGUCUUCCUAACCAGUUAUACAAGGCAGCCCUGUUGAACUCUCCCAGGCAGAGGAGGAAGGGAGCAAGAGGCACGCCUACCAUGAAAGAACUGCAGUUCAUGGUAGAACACCACCUGUACAAGCAGCAGCACGGUGGAGAUGAUGAAUGUUCCUCAGAGAGCUGUCUGUCAGACAGACCCAGCCCGGACACUCUGCCAACCGGAGAAGAAGAGGAGCUGGAGCUACCGGAGGACGAGGAGGCCUGGGGAACUGGCGACAAUAUCACUGCGGAGGCCUUCGAGAAGCUGCGCUGUCAGAUGGAGGCAGAGUUUUCACGGGACAGUCUAUCAGACGCUGCAGGAGGACAUGAGUGCUCCUUCUCCAAGGAAGAAGUGGGAUGUUCCACCGUCCCCAUGGCAGCAACAUCACCAUCACAACAAAAACAACACAUACAAGCAGACACAAAAUCUGCAUCCGCAGCGAGUCCAGAGGAGAAGAAAACAAAGAAACCCAUCCAGGAAUAAGAAGACAAAUAGAACCAUGGAACAGCCUCCACACCAACCUGUGUGUGUCCCAAAUGGAUCCCUAUUCCCACAGGGCUCUGGUCAAAAAUAGUGCACUAUGUAGGGAAUAGGUUGCCAUUUGGGACCUGAUGUUCAGUCAAUAACUACAGACAACAGACAGACAGACAAGAUCAUCCUUUUGAUAAACAGACACACUGUAGAUACGGAGACAUCAGGAUAUAUGUCCGGUCAGGUACUAUACCGUGCAGGUGGAGAGAUGACUAGGCGUUUAUUUAUGACUAGGUGUUUUUUGUUUCUAUUGAUUUACUCAUUUGAUUGCCCCUACUAAUCUGUAACUAAUUGUCUAAUGUUCCAAACCAGGACAGGAAAUAUUUGGGUAUUUUUCACGACAGUUUUUGGUUUGUCGUAUACACAAACUGUAACAGCCUAGCACUCACAUGUCUAAUAUGGCCGCUGUAUAAUACUCAUAAAUCCAAAUAUUGUCUCAUGAUUAUUCUAAGAUUGAUUUGAUUUUUUAGACAUUCUGUCCAGGACUCUUGAAGGAACUAGACCUCGGUGGGCCAAAAGAGACUCGCAUAAACAACAACAACAAGAACAGCAUUUAGUCCUUAUUCAUAUUUGUGCAACGACACAUAUUUGUGCCACGACAAUAACAUUGUCUAUUUUUAAGAGUCACAGGGCAGUAUCACUGCAUCACUUAGGGAACAUCAUUCCUCAUAUAGUGCACUGGCUUUGACCAGAGCCAAAUGGAGUAGUGUACUACUGUAUUAUUGGGGACACGGUGCUUAUUUGGGAGGCAUCCUGGGAAUCAUCAAUGACCCAAUCUGGAGCUGUGAUCAGAGUGUUUUCGGUCUCCGUCUAUUUGAGUCUCUGAAGUCCCCAAAACGUAUCUGAUUAAGGGACCAAUUCAUUGGACAGGACUCUGGGUGAACUUUGACCUUUUAAAAAAGAAAAAAAAAACAUGUAUUUACGUGUCUAUUGACAUCCCAGUCAUGCAUAGUACAGAUUUAGUACUACACACCCCUUUGUUCUGUACUCCCCCCAGUACAUCAUUCAGAGUUUUUAUUUCACUACCAGUAUAUCGUAUUGUUUUCUGUACAGUAACAACAUCCAGAAGCAUAUGUAACUUAUUUUAUCUUUGGUAAAUAUAUUUGUUUUCCACUAGUUCGAUCCCAUACUCUGCUUCACUGAUGUGACAUUAGGGUCCUGAUUGGGUGACAUUUUAGACCUAAUAUUCGUCGGCGUCAUCAUAUCAUUUCGAUGACAGAUUAGGCGUAUUACUUCAAUGUACUGUAUGUAUUGGGUGCACAGCAAAUGAACAACAUUAUGUCAAUUUAGAGAGGUCUACUGAAUGAGACAGGUGAAAGGAAUUCAACAUAAAAGUAAUAUACGUACAGUCAUGUGUUCCUAUGUUUUAUGUAUGGGUGGUCCCGGGAAUCUGACCCACAAUUAUAUUCUGCUUUUAGAAAGCUUUCCAGUUAUUUAGCAUUGAACACUCUACAUCUGUUAAAAACAUUAUCUUGUCAUUCAUUUUCAAUGUAUGAACACCAUAAAUGAUUGUGUAUUUAUUUCAUUUUUAUUAAUGAUAAAUUACGAUACAUGAAAUCCAUCUAUAUCUGCAUUUUAGUUCAACUUUGUUUGACUUGGUAAUGAUUACAUAUGUCAUAAAAAGGGUUUGAUACAAUAAAGUGUUGAAAUUG
This is a messenger RNA of Oncorhynchus gorbuscha (pink salmon), 2716 nucleotides long. Its product is annotated as protein phosphatase 1 regulatory subunit 1A-like. The transcript is spliced from 8 exons. Gene Ontology annotation, biological process: intracellular signal transduction. The coding region runs from base 357 to 1016 and encodes 219 amino acids. Gene Ontology annotation, molecular function: protein phosphatase inhibitor activity. Gene Ontology annotation, cellular component: cytoplasm. NCBI's taxonomy places the organism in Eukaryota, Metazoa, Chordata, Actinopteri, Salmoniformes, Salmonidae. The record is from RefSeq and is a predicted model, not a curated record.